AUGUGAAGAUAGAAAUAGAAUACAGUUUUCUCUCGCUUUCUCUCCCACCUCAGGCUUUGACUCUACGUCCCCCAAACCCCUGAAUUUUUGCUGAUUAAAAGAUCCAAACGCACGCGACGUACUCCACAGCCCACAGUGCGUGCGCCGGCCGAACGCCGCCAUGGCCAACCCCAUCAUCCCCACCAGCGGCAAUGGGGAAGAGGCCACGACCAAGCUGGGCCGGCUCAACGCCGCCGUUGAGCGGUCCUGGGUGGGCCGCCGCUUCCACCUGGCCGCGCGCGGCACGACCUUCACGACGGAGCUCCGCGCCGGCACGGCCACGUUCCUCACCAUGGCGUAUAUCCUCGCCGUGAACGCCUCCAUCCUCUCGGACUCUGGCGGGACGUGCACUGUCGACGACUGCCAGGCGCCGUCGCCGCGCUGCAAGUUCCCGCCCGUUGACCCCGGGUACGCCGCCUGCGUGUCCCGCGUGCGGCGGGAUCUGAUCGUCGCCACCGCCGCGUCGUCCGUGAUCGGCUCCUUCAUCAUGGGGGCCUUCGCCAACCUGCCGCUCGCGCUCGCCCCCGGCAUGGGCACCAACGCCUACUUCGCCUACACCGUCGUCGGCUUCCACGGCUCCGGCACGCUGCCGUACCGCACCGCGCUCGCCGCGGUCUUCCUCGAGGGCCUCAUCUUCCUCUUCAUCUCCAUCGUGGGGCUGCGCUCCAAGCUCGCCCAGUUCAUCCCCAAACCCGUGCGGAUCUCGUCGUCCGCGGGGAUCGGGCUCUUCUUGGCCUUCAUUGGGUUGCAGAGCAACCAGGGCCUGGGGCUUGUUGGCUUCAGCUCGUCGACGCUGGUCACGCUCGGCGCGUGCCCGGCGUCGGAGCGCGCGUCCGUGGCACCGGUGAUUACGUUCCCCAAUGGUACAGUCGCACUGAUGCCUGGCGGCACGGUCUCCGGCGGCAUACUCUGCCUCUCGGGUCGGAUGACAUCCCCAACCUUCUGGCUCGCUGUUGUGGGCUUCCUAAUCAUCGCUUUCUGCCUCAUCAAGAAUGUCAAGGGCGCCAUGAUCUACGGCAUCCUCUUCGUGACGUUCAUCUCCUGGCCGCGCAACACCGGCGUCACCGUGUUCCCAGACACGCCGGCCGGCGACGAGAGCUUCAGCUAUUUCAAGAAGGUGUUCGAUGUCCAUCGCAUCCAGUCUACCGCCGGCGCCCUGGACUUCAGCGGAGCCGGCAAAGGAUUCUUCUGGGAAGCGCUCGUCACCUUCCUCUACGUGGACAUCCUCGACACCACGGGCACGCUCUACUCGAUGGCGCGGUUCGCCGGGUUCAUGGACGACGCCACAGGGGAGUUCGAGGGGCAGUACUUCGCCUUCAUGUCCGACGCCACGGCCAUCGUGUUCGGGUCUUUGCUGGGCACCUCCCCCGUAACGGCCUUCAUCGAAUCGUCUACGGGGAUCCGAGAGGGCGGGCGGACGGGGCUGACGGCGCUCACGGCGGCGGUGUACUUCACGGCCGCGCUCUUCGUGACACCGCUGCUGGCGUCGAUCCCGCCAUGGGCGGUCGGCCCGCCGCUCGUGCUGGUGGGCGUGAUGAUGAUGCGGUCGGUGGCGGAGGUGGACUGGGUCGACAUGCGGCAAGCCGUGCCGGCGUUCUUGACGCUCGCGCUCAUGCCGCUCACCUACUCCAUCGCCUACGGUCUCAUCGGCGGCAUCGGCAGCUACAUGCUACUGCACUCAUGGGAUUGGGCGUGUGAUGCCGCAACCAAACUUGGCUACCGCCGCAAGGUGGGUGCUGGCGCCGUCACCGAGAUGAGUAGCAGCGGCAGUGCCGGUGGUAGCAAUAGGGAGCAUGUGAAUGAUGGGGGACAUGCUUAGCAGCUUUGUGAUCUUGUAGGUAUUAGUAUUUAUUUUGUGCCUUUAGGAUCCUCAAUUUGAUCGUGUUUGGAUACUAGGAUGUUCAUAUCUGUUUCCGUUAGAAAUAUUUCGGCAAUUUGCAACCAAAUUAUUA
Messenger RNA from Lolium perenne, 1991 nucleotides. RefSeq names its product adenine/guanine permease AZG1. The record is from RefSeq and is a predicted model, not a curated record. Gene Ontology annotation, molecular function: purine nucleobase transmembrane transporter activity. NCBI's taxonomy places the organism in Eukaryota, Viridiplantae, Streptophyta, Magnoliopsida, Poales, Poaceae. Gene Ontology annotation, biological process: transmembrane transport; adenine transport; guanine transport. Gene Ontology annotation, cellular component: plasma membrane.